AUGACAACAGACAGUCUGUGUGUUGAUGAUAAGGAUUUUUUGGAGAAAUGUGAAGAAGAAUUCAAGGACCGAUAUACAGAGAAUGAUGAAGAUUUUAUGAAAAUAUUUAAUGCAGAACCAUCAAAUCCCCCAAUAUUAGAGAACUGGUGGGGAUCUCAGAACUAUGGCCGUCGAAAUGACCAGCGCAGUAACAGGCGAUUUGAUCGUUCAAGUAAUAGGCAAAGAGGCAAUGAAGAUCGGGGAUACCGAGACAGGAAUUACCACCAAGAACGUGGUUACGAAAACCGCAGCUACCAAGACAGAGGCUACCAAGAACGAGGUUAUCAAGACAGAGGUUAUGAAGAACAAACAUAUAGAGGUAAAAGGCACUCAGAUCAGGAUAGUCGGGAUAGUGGUGAUCACCCUCCUAAGAGAGGAAGAAUGCAGUGA
Messenger RNA from Parnassius mnemosyne (clouded apollo), 429 nucleotides. Lineage: Eukaryota; Metazoa; Arthropoda; Insecta; Lepidoptera; Papilionidae. The record is from the annotation of a GenBank genome assembly.